Saccostrea echinata is the source of this 1747-nucleotide messenger RNA. RefSeq lists its product as uncharacterized. The transcript is spliced from 7 exons. The record is from RefSeq and is a predicted model, not a curated record. NCBI's taxonomy places the organism in Eukaryota, Metazoa, Mollusca, Bivalvia, Ostreida, Ostreidae. Bases 125 to 1453 code for a protein of 442 amino acids.
UGAACUUUGACCUGUUGAGCUCUUGACUCACAAAUGAGAUUUGCGAUCGGAAACAAGCGAUUGAGGAAGACAUUUACCCAGUCAUAAUGUUUACAACAAUGCAGUCUGGUUCAGAUGUCAAAUCAUGACGUCAAAAAUAUCCCUUCAGUCAGAUACAGAGAUACAACUGAUUAACUCAACUACCUUUAGAAAUAAAAACAAACUCAAAUCACCUGAGCGGCUUCUUCACAAGCAACGACGAGAGUCCUCCUCCUCUACUUCUUCCUCGACAACAUCUUCUGGCAGUUCUGAGCAUUCAUUAUCUGGAGGAGAUGAACCGGACAGUUCCAUUCAACUUUGUGAGGUGUGCGACCUUGAUAGAACCUUGUUUAUUAUAGUAACCAUUCCACCUCCACGGAAACAUCGAGGAGAAUAUUAUCAUGUGGUCAGUCACGUGACAGAGGAAACUAGUGAAAUAAAGAGGUAUGAUAGAAUCAUUCGAAUUAACAGCAACGACGUCAAGAACACUGGUCCCCAAGCCUUGAGAGAUAUCCUCCAAACAGAGCUGAGUAGCCCGAAAAAGUGUGUCAAGUAUAGGAACAGGACGACACUGACUUUGUGGCGCUGGAGUAGAAAGGAUAUAUCAGAAAUUUGCGUACAGCUUAGCUUUAAGACUAAGAAACAAGUCCCAAAAGCGACAUUUUCUUAUCAGCCUACUAGAAAGCACGGGAAAUUAAGAAUGCACGGAAAAGUCAUUGACAAAUUAAUUCAAGUGGAAGCCAUAUCAGGGACCUAUGUACGAUUCCAACCACACACAGGAACCUUGAUAGGUGCAACGAUAAACAAGGACGACGACCUAAAGUAUUACUUGUUCAGCUUCCAGUUUUACUUCUGUACAGUGAAGUGGGCUAAACAAACAGUUACAAGAGAAGUGUGCACCAUUAGCUGUCGAGCAGACGACCAAGCUUAUGACGUAAUAGGGGACUUGGACAACAAAGAACUUAUUUUAAUGGCUCAACGACCGAUUUCAAUAGAAGACCCAGACGAGCGAUUUUUUAUUUUCUACGAAAUUGAAGAGACCGAGGACAAUGUGUUUGAACUUCUUUUGUAUGAAAAUCAAUGUGUGAAAUAUAGCGGUGCUGAAAAGCGUCUCAAAUUAGAAGAAUUAGGAAUGUCAAAAUCGAAGUCCAAGAGAUCAUUCAUUCGACCAGUGCCACAAUUUCGAUUUGAUUUACCACAAACAUUUCUGGAGCGAACACGGAAUUUCGGCAUGCGUCAUAAAUGUGGUCUAUGCUGCCUGUGUUCUCCGACAGAUGAAAACAUUCACGUGACUUAUCUUGAUGGUAUAGGGUCCUGUAAUGAAUUCAAACUAGAAAGUGAAGAUGACGUUAGAAGAUUGAUGGAGGAUGGGAAUGGUGAUGAAAUAGAUGCAUGCAUACAUGUAUCACACACACCUAUGGCGAUUGAUAUUUAGGACUUCUAUAAAAUCCUUUUUUAUCCUUUUCUACUUUGCCUCUGUAUACAAUGACAAGGAAUCGAAGUAACAAGUAAACGUAAAUCAAAUUGUUUAUUAAAUGCUUAAAUUUUCUAUUUCAAUAUUCAUACCAUAACACAAACAUAGGACAAAUCAAUAAAUAAAUUUACUUCCAUUCAUCAAUUUCUACAAACAGUAGUAAUGAUGAAUAAACACAUUCUUUAUAAACAUACAUAUUUUUUUUCCUUAGAAAAUACAUAGCAACUACACAUUGUUUUUAAUAAUUUUCUGAGA